AUGACGCGCCCUCCGCUGUCAGACAACCGGACCAUGGCCAUCCUCAACGCCGCCCGCGACGGUGGAUAUGCCGUGCCCGGCAUGUGCUGCUACAACCUGGAGUCGGUCAUUGCCACGGUGCGUGCCGCCGAGGCUGCGCGGUCGCCGGCCAUGGUUCUGCUCUUCCCGUGGGCCAUUGAGUAUGCCGGCGACGCGCUCGUCAAGGCGGCCGCCGAGGCCGCCCACAGCGCCAGCGUGCCGGUGUCGCUGCACCUGGACCACGCGCAGACGCCCGAGCUCGUGCGGCGCGCGGCCGACAUCCCAGACGGCUUCGACAGCAUCAUGUGCGACAUGAGCCACUACGAAAAGGAAGAGAACCUGCGGCUCACCAAGGAGCUGGUGGCGUACUGCCACGCGCGCGGCAUUGCCACGGAGGCGGAGCCGGGCCGCAUCGAGGGCGGCGAGGACGGUGUGGCGGAGACGGUCGACUUGGAGGCGGUGCUCACGACGCCCGAGCAGGCCGAAGAGUUUGUGGCGACGGGCAUCGAGAUGCUGGCGCCGGCGUUUGGCAAUGUGCACGGCGAGUACGGCCCGCGGGGCAUCCAGCUCGAGUACGACCGCCUCGACUCGAUCAACAAGGCCGUGGGCGACCGCGUGCGGCUGGUGCUGCACGGCGCCGACCCCUUUGACGAGGCCAUCUUCCGGCGGUGCAUCGACGCGGGCGUCACCAAGAUCAACAUCAACAAGGGCAUGAACAACCACUACGCGGCGGUGCAGGAGGAGAUGCGCGGGCGGCCGCUGACGAGCGUCAUCGAGGCCGGCACGAAGCGGAUGCAGGAGGCGAUUGAGGUCUACAUGCAGUGGUUUGGCAGCAAGGGCAAGGCGGGCAAGUGA
Molecule: messenger RNA, 873 nt
Organism: Sporothrix brasiliensis 5110
Lineage: Eukaryota; Fungi; Ascomycota; Sordariomycetes; Ophiostomatales; Ophiostomataceae
Product: tagatose 1,6-diphosphate aldolase
Exons: 1
Coding region: 1-873 (290 amino acids)
Biological process (GO): carbohydrate metabolic process
Molecular function (GO): zinc ion binding; aldehyde-lyase activity
Source: RefSeq, a predicted model, not a curated record